GCUGCCGCGGGGCUCGACACCCCAGCUUCUCCCGCCUGAAUCUCGGGGAUGGGGUUAUUCCCCUUCCCACCUCCUUCUUUUAUCCUGCGUGCAUUAAGCAGUGAUUUUACAGGGCUAAUUUUAAAACCCGGGUGUCCUCAGCUCAGCUGAUCAGAUGUCAGGUCAUCCUUUCAUAAAAGGGCUGAGCUUUAAAAAUAAAACUCCUAAGGCAGCUGAAACAGAACUCUCCGCCCCAAAGGCGGAUUUCAGUUCUGGAAACCCUGCCAACCCUGGCAAACAUACCAUUCUUAAACCCUGCCAAACAUACCCUUCUUUUAAACCCUGCUAAAGGGACCGUUCUUGCCCUGGUGUGCUGGAAGCCAAAAUCCCCUCCAACACAGUCAGCAAAAGCUCCAAACCUGCCUGAAUCAGGCUCUAUUUAAGGAAAAGUGUGAUGCUGAAGGGCAGCUGGGGUCUUGUAAGCAAGUGGCUUUGCUCCAAUUCUCCCCGAGUCCUGGCAGAGCCUGGCAGGGGUUUGGGAUGCCACUCUCCCCACCUGGCUUUGGGGGAGGGAGGAGGGUGGGAGAUUAAUUUAAAAAAAAAAAAAAAAACCAAAAAAAAAACCAGGAACAGCGAGAAGGGGGUUCUGAAGGCAACAGUGCUGCUCGGAAUGAUGCAACACGCUUCCCAUUUGCAGGCGGUUCUAGAUAAUUGAUGUGGUUAUAGCCCACACCUGCAGCUGGCCAGAGACAAUAGUUCGUUCUACAUCAAAUCUGACGGUAGCCACUGUUGCAAAAUACAUGGGGACAAUUAAAUACUUCUAUUACAUUAAAUUAAAUAUAUUCUGUUACAGAAUAUAUGGGGACAAUGGCCAUAAAGGUUGGUCGAGCAAGACUGAGAACUGUCGCUGAGAUGACUCUGAUUAGUGAUAAAAAUUUUAGGAGAUCAAACCCUGCUCCUCCUAACUGGUUAAUAGGUAAAUCAUAAAAUCGUAACACGAAUGCCAGGGGUUGGGUGUGUCAAGGGUGAAUUAUUUGAUAAUCUGACAAAGCAACUAAUCAAAUAAUUAAUUUGGCAGGGUAACUAAGUUUUUAAGUGUCCUGAGAGAGAACUACCUUCAUUACAAUACUAAAAACCAAUCCCCCCAGGGCAGAAUGACCCCUGCCCGGGUUGAAGACCCUUUCCCUGAGCAUACGUAGUGAUAAAAGCAUUCUGUGGUUUGUUUUGUAAUGUAUUUUAAUCACUAACCGAUCGGUGUCUAAUAAGUGUGUUUGGAAAAGUAUUUACCUCUGAUUUUUGCCUAUAAAGAGAAGUACCUAAACCUGCUGGUAGGUGGAAAAGCCCACGGAGCGCUCAGGCCUGAAUAAAACACAAAUUUUCUCCUGAGGAUGUUAAGAUUGCCUUAUUGCACACCAGUGGCUGCAGGAGCAUCCUGCCAACGCCCCGGGACGGAGAAGGACCCGGCUGCCGUGCUGGGGUUUUGGGGUGUCCCUCACCCCUCUCCCCUUCUUGCUGGUGGAGUUGGGGGGCGCGUGAGUUGUCCCCAGAAGCUGCUGCUGUCCCCUCCGUGACACCAAGGAUGGCCGAAGCUCUUCGUGAUGCAGGCGAGGACUCGACCGCUGCAGUGAUGCCGUCGCAUCAGAGAGCAGAGGAAGGGACCAGUUUUAGCCUCAAGUGCAUUAAAGAUCAAAAGGUCCCCAUCGGGGUCACCGUGGUCGUGGCGGCGUUGCUCCUCACCAUCGUCGCGCUGGCGGCGAAAAAAUGCCCGUCCUGUCCAUCCUGCCCCUCUCCCGUCCUCCCCAGCUGCCUGGAAAACGGGAUCGGGUACAGGGAGAAGUGCUUUUACUUCGUGGAGGACGAAGCGGACUGGAACCGGAGUCAGACCUCUUGCCUUUCUCUCGGAGCCCACUUGGCCACCAUCGACAGCCGGGAGGAGCUGAGUUUCCUCUCACGCUACGGGAAUUCCUCGCGUUACUGGGUCGGUCUCCGAAGGGAAGGCUUUGGACCUUGGAAAUGGUUCAACGGGUCUCUCUUCAACAACCUGUUCGAUGUCCGGGGCAGUGGACAAUGUGCUUAUAUCAACGGCGACGGGAUCGACAGCGACCAGUGCUCCCAGAUGAAAUACUCUGUCUGCAGCCACCAGCAAAAACGUCCCAGCGCGCUUCGGAAGGAUUCAGAAAUCCUUCUGAAUGUCACUUGAAAUUUCCCCCUCAGCAGAGGAGGUUGACCACAAGCUGCUGUUAACCCUACGCACCAUGGUAGUGAGUGUCCCGAUGAUAUAUAUUUAUUUCAAGUUGAGCUUACAAAAGUAGAAACUCCCCAUGAUGAUGACAGAGCCGUGACUAAAGGAUCCUCACUUCAGUCCUUCCCAGCUUUUGCAGUUGCAGGGAAACUUGGGAAUAUUCAAGAAGCUUGGAAAACUCCCCGCUUUGCCGGCAGCUGCUGCGCUGCAAAGCUCGAUCCUGCUGGUUUUGGCGUCUUUGAUCGAUUUGGAGGAGCUGGAGGUGAGAGGCAGAAAUGCAAAGUGGAGAAAUAAAUCCAAAUUGCUUGGGAGAAGACCCCAAUUUCAGCGAAAAGCCACCAAACCGCUGCUCUGGGCUGUGCCUUUGUCAUCUCUGUGAGUUGCCUGGCACAGAGUCUGCCCUGGUUUUUUUGUUGGUGUUUUUUUUUUUUUGUUUUGUUUUUUUUUUUUUUCCUUGUGGUAUUUUGGCCGGCUUAAAUCCCAAUGGCCUCAUUCUGACCAGUCCAGCACCACGGAACGCUGCGGAUGUGGGAGCGUAGCUGAUCCCUCCAAAUCAUGGUACGAAGCAUCCGCCUUCGUGGGACCCAGCACCAGCGACUUGGAGAUCACCGUGAUGCCCACCAGCCUGCCGGCGUGUUCCCAGGAACCAUAUUUAUCUCAUUAAGGGGUUUUUUCCCCCCAGAACUUGAACCGGGUCAGCGGUCGUCAGCUCAGCUGCGAGCACGGGAAUGUACCACCCGUUUGCCUCUUGUUUUUCCAGCUGUGUUGGAGGAGCCUGUGCUCCCCAAAAAACUUGUUUCUCCUCCCCAGAUCCAUUUGUGUUGUACUACUUGGUCUAAUAAAUAUUAGUUCUAUCAGAAA
Molecule: messenger RNA, 3082 nt
Organism: Tyto alba (common barn owl)
Lineage: Eukaryota; Metazoa; Chordata; Aves; Strigiformes; Tytonidae
Product: C-type lectin domain family 2 member E-like
Exons: 7
Coding region: 1559-2179 (206 amino acids)
Source: RefSeq, a predicted model, not a curated record